AUGGACGAUGACGGCAAACGAGGGGCUCGACUGGCAGCGCGGUACGACCGUCUGAUCGCGGCGCUCGGGUCUGAUGGUGGCGUGUAUGCUCGAGUGGACGAGGCGUUUUCAGCAGCGGUUGACGGGGCAGCAACGAGUGACGAGCAGCGACGGCAGCUGCUCGUGACGGCGACGGCCACGAGUGUGCGCUGUGCCGAGCUCAUUGCCAAGAGUUUGGAGACGAACGAGACGCUGGAGAAGCUGCAGAAGACGAUGAAGCGCGCGUACGAGUGCAGCCAAGAAGGAGAUGGAAGCGACGAGGACGAGGCGAUGGACAGCGACGAGGAGGGAACGGAGGCGACGACGUUGUUGCUGCAGGACCUUGUGGCUGCGGGUGAUGCGGCAGCGGAUGCAGCUAGUCAGGCUGCUCGGCUGGGUGUUGUACGGAAGACUGCUCGUGCUAGUCAGGACCUAUUGGCGUCGGCAGCGUGCCAUUUGCAGAAGCAUUUGGCCAGUAGUGACGCGCGUUUAGACGGAGACGUGGCGGGGGUCGUGGAGAACGAGUUCCGCCAGUUGUAUAUGGAGGAGUUCUCCACGGCGUUCGGUGACGAACUGGACACCUUCCGUCAGGAAGAACGCUUUGAGAGCAAGGAUGUGACUUAUUUAAUCUCGUGUAUUCAUGCGGGCGGCGACGUCUUCACGCCGCUACAGAAACAGCUUUUUGUUGAAUCGGUUCGGACGAGUCGAGCGGACGACGGGCAGGCAAAUGUCGGGGAUGAAUGCAAAAAGCUGCAGUAG
Peronospora matthiolae is the source of this 777-nucleotide messenger RNA. The record is from the annotation of a GenBank genome assembly. Lineage: Eukaryota; Oomycota; Peronosporomycetes; Peronosporales; Peronosporaceae.